Molecule: messenger RNA, 4600 nt
Organism: Scomber scombrus (Atlantic mackerel)
Lineage: Eukaryota; Metazoa; Chordata; Actinopteri; Scombriformes; Scombridae
Gene: prkacba
Product: protein kinase, cAMP-dependent, catalytic, beta a
Exons: 10
Coding region: 277-1332 (351 amino acids)
Biological process (GO): peptidyl-serine phosphorylation
Cellular component (GO): nucleus; cAMP-dependent protein kinase complex
Molecular function (GO): cAMP-dependent protein kinase activity; ATP binding
Source: RefSeq, a predicted model, not a curated record
AACGACAGCAGGCAGAGGUGAAAAGUCUGGAUCAUGUUUUCAUUCCAGCGGAGGCACACUUGAACGACAAAAGGACAUUGUAAAUAAGGAUCAAUAGAGCAGAUAGCAGAGCACGUCGAGGUUCUGUUCACGAAGAGAAGACAUUGAUGUUGUUGUUAGCAAACCAGCUAGCACAAGUUGAAAUUUGUUAACGCUAGCUAACGGAGGACCCCGUUAGCUAACCGCCACCAUCAUCGCUCCUAGCCAGCCAGCUGUGCAUCGCCCUGUCUUCCUACGAUGGGAAACGCAGCAACUGCCAAGAAAGGCAAUGAGCAAGAAAGCGUGAAAGAGUUCUUAGCUAAAGCCAAAGAAGAUUUUUUAAGAAAAUGGGAGUGUCCACCACAGAGCACAACGGGCCUGGACGACUUUGACAGGUUCAAGACUCUGGGUACUGGCUCAUUUGGGAGAGUUAUGCUUGUUAAACAUAAAGGAACAAACCAGUUCUACGCCAUGAAGAUCUUGGACAAACAAAAAGUGGUGAAGUUGAAGCAGAUAGAACACACACUAAAUGAAAAGAGAAUACUACAGGCCGUCUCCUUCCCCUUCCUCGUCAGAUUGGAGUACGCUUUCAAGGACAACUCAAACCUCUACAUGGUGAUGGAAUAUGUGCCCGGUGGAGAGAUGUUCUCACACCUCAGACGCAUUGGAAGGUUCAGUGAACACCAUGCACGAUUUUAUGCAGCUCAGAUAGUACUCACCUUUGAGUACCUCCAUUCUUUAGACCUCAUCUACAGAGACCUGAAGCCUGAAAAUCUGCUCAUAGAUCAACAUGGCUAUAUCCAGGUCACAGACUUUGGCUUUGCCAAAAGAGUAAAAGGCAGGACCUGGACAUUGUGUGGAACUCCUGAGUACCUGGCUCCAGAAAUCAUCCUCAGCAAGGGCUACAACAAAGCUGUGGACUGGUGGGCACUUGGAGUCCUUAUCUACGAGAUGGCUGCUGGUUACCCUCCCUUUUUUGCUGAUCAGCCAAUCCAGAUCUAUGAAAAGAUUGUGUCUGGCAAGGUACGAUUUCCAUCUCACUUUAGUUCUGACCUGAAGGAUCUGCUGAGAAAUCUCCUCCAGGUAGACCUGACAAAGAGAUUUGGGAACCUGAAGAACGGUGUGAAUGAUAUAAAAAAUCACAAGUGGUUCUCCACAACAGACUGGAUCGCCAUCUACGAGAGAAAGGUUGAAGCCCCCUUCUUGCCAAAGUGCAGAGGACCAGGAGACACAAGCAACUUUGACGACUAUGAAGAAGAAGACAUUCGUAUCUCACAAACAGAAAAGUGUGCAAAAGAGUUUGCUGAGUUCUAGUGAGUGGGCAAGAGUCCCAACUGGGCUCACAUGUUUUGGGAUAUUUGCACUCUCCUGAGGGUUAAGGUGGAGCUGGGGCUGUCAAGUGUUCAAAAUAAAUGCCUAGUUCCUUCAUUACACACAGCUGAAUGAGGUCCUUCUUGCCAUGAUAUUGCGUGCAGUUAGCACUAACCUAUACACAGGCACAUUAUGCAGACACCCCUUGUGCUGCAACACAAAAAUACUAGACCACGUUCACAUCCUCUGUCCUCUUUGUUUUUUUUUAAUUUUGUUUAGUUUUUUCUAUGUUUGCCACUUUUAAAUAUCCUCCCUGCUCCUGGUUUCAAUUCAAGUAAUUGUUUAAAAAGCAACAUGAAAAGGAAUAUUAUGUUCGCUUUCAAGUGGCACAAAGAGUGAUUGAUUGUACUAGCUGGUAUUGCACAUAUUGUGAUUUAAGCUUUGGGAAAAUUGAAGGAAUUAUUAUAAUUUUUUUAUUUUUUUUGGCUCCUAACAUUGAGUUUUGCCAGUUAUCUAUCGUCUGUUACAUGCCUGAGUGUGUUUUAGAGUUCCUUUUAUUAUUCAUUAAUCAUCUAACAUUAACUGUUACUCAUCAUUCUGGUGUCCUUAAGGCCUAGAACCGUGUAUUUGUGCAUAUAGAAAUAUAUAUGGGACAUAAGAUUUUCAAAAACUUUUUGUUAAAGCAUGACCAAAUCUCAAGUGAAGGAAAAGAAACACUGAUUACUUUUUUAAGUUUCUUGGUUUCAGCACUCGGGCAUUCAAUUCUGGAGCAGAUGGAUUUACAGUGACAAGUGUUAUGAUGAAACAGAAUCUUGUCAGUGCUGUAUUAGUUGAUCAAUUGUAGCAUUUGUUUUAUCCAUAUCCGGUCACAGGACGUUUCCUUUUACCUCAGACUAGGUGUGGUAUUAAGUGAAUGGAAUGAGAUAAUAUAUUUUUCAGGUACAACUCUGUCACAAGUAUGUCACUCCUCACAGUAGGUCAUGGUCUUUGGCACAUCCAAAAAUAUAUGAAGCGCAUUGACAUAGCAUAUUUCAGGACAUUGCUGAAAGCUGAAAGGUCAGUUGUCAUUGUGGAUGCGAAACAGUGUUGGUCACGUGGACAUAAUUUGUCCAGUCUGGCUUUUCAAUUUUGUUUUUAAAAUGCUUACUGCGUUUUAGCGGCGCACUUAAGACAUUGUGUAACUGCCAUAUUUGUUUAAUUUUCAUAUAUUUUUGCAUGUUUGUUAUGUUUGUACAGCAGUGUCACAACAAGGUAAUAGUGCCCUAAAAGUGUUCCCACCUUCUUCUUUUUUUGUUUGUUUUGUUACCUUGAAUUGUUUCAUAGCCUUGGACAUUGAUGCAUUAGAUAGGCAAUUUUUAUCUCAGUGACAUAUUCCUCUGCAUAAUCCCAUGAAAGCAAAACUAAACAAUUAACCAUGAAACGAUAACAGCAAACUGAAAUAUCAUAACCUUAAAAUAUUCAUUCAUAUUUGUCACUACGUGGUUGAACCAUCUACUUACUGCAGCUCUAACUUGUAGUCUCUUUGCAUCACUUUCCAAGCAAUGUGCACACUGUGAUGGAGCAAUAUUUGCUCAUUCUUCCUCGCAAAAUUGCUUAGGCUGAGUCAGGUCAGUUAGAGAACGUUAAUAGACAAAAACAUUGGGGUCUUGUCACAUGUUUUCAUAGGGAAUAUGGUCAAGAGGUUGACUUUUGAAGAACAUUUUUGUCAUUGUAAACCACUCCUGUUAAGUUAUUUUCACACAUAUUUAAUACAUAUAUUCUCCCCUUGAGAGGAAUAUAGGUUUUUAUAAGGGAUUUUUCUGUACUGGGCACCAUUUAUUUCCCAUUAAUUCUGACACAUUGCCUGUCCUUGCUGCUGAAAUGUAGUUCCUGCCUCUGCAGACUCCUCAUAGGCAUGACAGGUUGACAUUGUAUUUAACAGGUGUUCAUACAACCUGUUUGUCAAAUGUUUCAACAUCUACAAGGCCAAGCUGUCUGCCUGUUGGAACUUCCACAUGUCAGAAAAGUCCUGAUUGAUCCUGCUUUUGUGAACUUUUGAGAGAAGUUUGUCUUUGUCUGCUUCACACAGGACGGUCAGUUUAAGAUCAUUUCUGCAGGUCGGACACUCAGGGUUAUGUGGAAAUCAAAGUUUUACAUUUCACUCCUUGUUGUAAACAAUAAUGCGUUGACAGUCAUUUAAUUUAAAGUCUCAUGAGUCUUCUGAAGUUAUUAAUCAUGAUUUGACAUUAUUUGUGCUCAAGUCUUUGUAGAUGUGGGAAAAAAUGCAAUUUAAUCAAGUUCAACAAUCUUUGACAACCAAAUGUGAAAAGGUUUGGAGACUGAAUGCUUUUUUUAAGGUACUGAUGUACUGUGUAUGGAUAUUGGCUAUGCCUGAAUUUCCACUUUUUUCCCCUAGAUUGAGCAUAUUGAGCAAUGUUUCAUUUCGCCCUAAUUUCAUUUCAAAGGCACAACAGUUUCUUAUGCUAUUUUUAUUUAUAUUUGUCUAAUGAAAUUGCAUUUAAAAUGGUAGUUCUCAGUAUGUAUAAGGAGAAAAAUGUUUUAUUCACAAAAGUGUUAUAAACAGUGAAUAUUAUUAUUUAUUUGUACUUUUUUGUUAAUUUGUCCUCAUUAAAACGAAAAACAUUUAUAGAAAUAAAGACAUUCACCAGAGUUAAUGCACAUUGAUGCCUCUCAUGCCUAUUUAAAAUGGUAGCCUUUUUAAUUUCCUUUUUUUUGUUUUUCUUUAUCCUUGUAUUGCUUUACUAAAUUAAGUUUAUUUGAAGGGAAUUCAACAUUAUUUUCCCAGUUUGGUAUGAUAAGGUGAACAGAAUGUAAUUGUGGAUCCAUCAUAUGUUUUAUUUGGACAGAGUCUGAAAACUACACCUGGGAAUUCAGCAUGUUUCAAUCCAAACUGCCUGUGUGUAAAUCUUCCCAGAAACUGUGUAGGAAAUCCACAGCUCUUGUUAUGUGUCAUUUAUCCCCCCUCCCUCCCCCUCCAUGUGUGUAAUAAUGUUUGUCAUAUGUGAUGUAAAUGAUGGCACUUUCCCUGAGCCUCUUCACACUCAGUGAAAAUCAGUUUGAGUUAUUUGUAGUUAGUCACACAUGCCAGUAUGGGAUCAAUAAUCUGAGAUCUGUGUUUGUAUUUAGUUUGUGGGAUAUUUUGCACAUCAUUUAGAAGGCUUACACGUUUUUUCUCACCCAUAUUUACUUGUGUUUGCAAGGGGGAUAUUCUUUGCUGUAGCAGAUUUUAUGUAACAAAGGAUAUGUCACUAUAAUAAAUUCUUUUUAUCAA